AUGUUUUCCGGAGCACUUGUGUCUAAACAUAUGAACAAUACACCUCCCAUCAUUGACACCAGUGUUAUCCAAUGUGUCGAGGACAGCUUUGUGAAGCAAGUCAUCAAGUACCACGAUCUACAGCAUGACAAUUUAACAUUUACUGUAGAAGAGUAUCCUCAGCACGGUGAAGCCAACCUCACAACAGAUGGGAUGCUAUCCUACCAACCAGAGAAGGAUUUUAAUGGCUAUGAUAGUAUUCUCGUAAAUGCAACCGAGGUAUUCAUACAUGAUCUGGGAAUACAACCAGCUACACUUACCAAGAGAAUACACAUCAACGUGUCAGAUGUUAAUGAUCCACCUGUCACUUUCUACCAGAGGAACACCCAGUCGCCAAUACCAUCAUUUGUUGAAAGUAUUCACAAGGUAUCUGUUGAAGGCAAUCUAACGGAUCACUCUCUGGGUUCGUUUUGGGUCGCAGAUGUUGAUGACCCUGACGAGUUGACAAUCCUUCAAAAGGAAGUAAGUGGUCUGGCAGCCAACUUUACACUUACACAGGUUGAUGCGGCUGGGGAAGAUGGAGAGACAUACAGAAACAUGUCCAUGAUCUACCCAGGGAACACUAUCACCAAACAUGACUUGAAGCUGAAGACCCUCAAGGAAUUCCACGGGAGCAUCCAGUUCUCACUACUCGCUGUUGAUAAGCUGAAGAGCUACAGUCACGCCCUGUCAAUCCACGUGUUUGUCCUCAUUAGCCCAUGUUACCAUGGUAGCUGUGCUCCAAGAAACCCGUCUUUACCAUGUGAACAUCCAGGCAGAGAAAGCAGCUUUCAAGCCUAUCACUGUGAAUGUGUAGCUGGUUACGAAGGACAGUUAUGCGAGAAGGAAAUCAACGAAUGUCUGAAGGCCACCUGCUCCCUUCUGUAUGACUGUGAAGACAAACUGGCGACCUAUGAGUGUGUCCUGAACAUCCCGAAGAUUCUUGCCAUACUUGUCUGCAUUUUUCUGCCCUGCCUAGGUGUUGCCUUUUACAUAAGUCGCAAGUACAAACAAGUUAGACGCCGAUCAAAGGUCUGGAAUUUGCCAGACACCGCUCCAGAUACACAGACGAAUCCUGUAUACCUAGCAAGGUGCACAUCAGUAGAACAACACAGUGAUGGUGGGGCAGACACGGAGCAGACGACUUCCGGGUCGGCCUCCACAACGGAACAUGUAAAGGAGCAGACGACUUCCGGGUCGGCCUCCACCACGGAACAUGUUAAGGAGCAGACGACUUCCUGGUCGGCCUCCACCAUGGAACAAGAAAAAGAGCAGACGACUUCCGGGUCAGCCUCCAUUACGGAGCAAGUAAAUGAGCAGACGACUUCCGGGUGGGCGUCCACCACGGAGCAAGUAAAGGACGACACACCUGCUGGUUUUCAAGAGAAUGGCAGAAGCACGCCUGCCUUGUUCAUGGGUCCAGGACACGCAAGGAUGCCUCACAGGAAAACGAACUACUCCACCCUGUCGAGCUCAGAUAAAACAAUUCCUAGAGUUGUUGAUUGAAGCAACAGUAUCAACAGUGUGGAAUUGUGCAGUGUUUGCAAUUUAGAUGUCUAAUAAACACAAGGUGUCUUUUGUAACUCAUAUUAGGUCUUUAUGUGAACUAUAACAUUUCCAGUUUCAGUAUUCGAUCAUUUACGUCACAUGCUAAUAUUCCGAGUGUGUGACUUUGAGUUAUUAUUAAUAUUAUUAUUAUCCAUGUUUUGAGUCAUUUUAUAUGACUUGCAAAUCAAUUAGUACACUAAAUAUAGUUAAUUAAGAACGAUAACACAUAUAUGCAAAAUUUACAAAGGUGUUAAAUUUACUGUUAUUUAUACCGUAUCUUAGUGGCUUCUGUAAUUUUGUAAUGUAAGCUGUUGAUAACUUGUAUAUGGAUGAAGACUUACUUAACAUCAUAUUUGCAAUGUCCAUAAGAAUUGCAUUUAUUGAGAUUAGUGAAGAUGUAGA
This is a messenger RNA of Haliotis rubra (blacklip abalone), 1968 nucleotides long. RefSeq lists its product as uncharacterized. Gene Ontology annotation, cellular component: plasma membrane; protein-containing complex. The record is from RefSeq and is a predicted model, not a curated record. NCBI's taxonomy places the organism in Eukaryota, Metazoa, Mollusca, Gastropoda, Lepetellida, Haliotidae. The transcript has 2 exons. Gene Ontology annotation, biological process: heterophilic cell-cell adhesion; establishment or maintenance of epithelial cell apical/basal polarity. Gene Ontology annotation, molecular function: calcium ion binding. The coding region runs from base 1 to 1524 and encodes 507 amino acids.